ACUUGACCUUGACAUCCACGUAGGACUAGCUAGCGAGUACUGCUUCCAGCAGGGCUCAGAAUCUUAUACAAGAUGCCACUUUCCCGAACUAGUACAGCCAGUGGACGUUCGCGGUCUCGCUCACCAGCUCAACCUCCACCACCUGUCCUACAAUCUCCUCGGCAAUAUCUACCCCCCUCCCACUACGCUGAAGCUGGUGGACUCACCGCUUCUGAGAAGGGCAAGUACAACAAGGAUAACAACAGCGAGCAGCACUGGCAGGGAGCCCCGAGGUCAAAACAUGCAGCAUAUCUUUCUCCCCGUUCGACCGCAUCGAACGACGCCAUCGAAUUUCAGUCCAACUCUCCGCAGAGCAACUCAAGAUCACCAGAGAGUCGGCAAAAGCGGGAGAGUCAGAUCUUGAAUUUGCCAUUGGUGGAAUCACAACUUCUACCCUCUCUGCGAGAUACAAUUGACCGCAUGACACGGCCACCUUCGCGAGCUCACUCAAAGGCCGGACCAACGACUCCAACCUUCAAGAUAUCUUCUGAAUUUGAUUCUGUCUGGCCAGUGGCAACCUCUCGUCCUCACACCCCCCAAUGUCACUUGACUUUGAAGCAUACAUCCGAAGAAUCUCUUUCAGUUUCAGAACCUUCGACGCCUAAACCAACUCAUUCGACGCCCAAGUCCGUGCUGAAGUCGGCGUUACGUUCUCCUAAUCCCAGAGGCAAGCCAGAACAUACAGAGGUCGUAACAUCGCCUAGUGGUUCUGGUGUCACCUUGAAAUCUGUCAGGAGCUUGUUGAGACGGAAGUCUUCAGCGCUUGGCACUAUCGAGAGCCCCACAAAAGUCGAGUUCAAGGAGAACAAGCCUCCAGAAUCCUUCUCUGUUGUUCGUGCACCAGGCAGAAGCAGAUCCCGAACGGAUCCUGGCUCCCGUACCCCCACGAUCAAAAGCUCGGAAGACGUCCCUAUUCCACUCCCAAACACCCCCCAACCCACAAGUUCGUAUGAAUCGAGAUCGUUUACGUCUAACAUCCCACGCCUCCGAGGCAAUCACAGUGGAGGGUCACGAUCUGCCUCUGCGGAUGAUUCUGAUUUGGAGUAUCGUCUCGAACUGGAGGCCAGACAGUAUCGAAGAUUAACGGUCAUCAAUGCAAAAAUUCCUUCGUGCACCUCAAGUUCAGAAAGCGAGGUAGAGUCGAUCGUUCUGUCUCCAGCAACAGAUCUGGGCGAGCAAGGCACAACAGGAGAGAGGAUUGUUGGACUUGGGUUGGACUUCAUGGAUCUCAAACGAAAUGCCGAUAUGGACCUCGACGUCCACGAAACAACUACGAAGCAUUUCUCUAUGAACACAUACGCCUCGGCUGGCUCGAUAUAUACAGACGAGGAAACUGAAGAGAGUGUUUUUGACACGGGAAUCGACCCUACACAUCAAUCCAGUCAAUCCCUGGCCUCUCUAGAUACGAACCACAAUCGACGCCGCGAGACCCUGUUGGGACUGGUUCGCGGUUUGCAUCGAUACCACACCCCCCAACACCCAGUCAUGAGCGGCGAUGAAAGUGAAUAUAACGGGGAACCAGGCUUAGCUAUAAGCAGUUCAGGCGACGUUCAGAUUACGAGUGUCAACACCGGAGUUCAAGAGGACCGUAUUACCCAGGUUGAAGAAUUGGAAUCGGAAGUUGAGCAGGAGGGUUUUGAAAACGAAACGAACCUUGAAGGGCCUAGUCAUCGGCUCAGUCGAAAUCCGGCUCACGGUCUGUCUUUUGGCCGUCGUCCAGGUCAAUUUUCCCCACUACCUUUCAAACCCUCGAAUUCGCCAAAAACUGAGACCGAAAGCAAGCGACCCAACAAAUCCUCCGGUCUCAUAGACGGCAAUCCUCUGAAAGCCACUGCAACUUCCAGUUCCAAGAGGAAGACAUCUCGACAUGAGCAUGGUUCUCGAUCUCAAGCUAACCCUCCCUCUCCACGCAAUCUAGUUCCUCAACCUCAACCUGUUGUACGAGACUCAUUCAAUAGUUUUGAGUCCGUCGUUAUUGCCAAAAAGUCGCGAGAAGCCGUUGCCCGCGGUCGCGAAGCAUUUGGUAUACCACCCUCGGAGUCGGACGAAGUUUACCACGCUUCUCCUAUUUCGAACAGCGAACGUCAGGCAAAUGUCGCAACAUUGCCCCAUAUCGACAGUGUUGGAUCAAAUAUCGACGGUGACAGCUGGGAUAACGAUAAAAACAACGGCCAGUUGAGUGUGGGUGCUGAAGCUUUAUUUCGGGAAAUCGGGGGCGACUGUGGUGGAGGACGCUGGGAUGCGAAAGGGAAAGUUGACACAGGCAAGCGCCCUUCUAGUACGAAACUGAACUCAGACGAAGUCGAGCCUCAUCGAAAAUCGACUGAUCGUACUCAUUCCCGCACCGUAUCACCUUCGCGGGAUGACCACAGCCAAACUCGUGAAGGCAACAGCGUCAAUAACCAUAGGCAACGCGAAAUUCCGUCUCGCGGAUUAUGGAGAUCUACCAUAUCCUCCUCCACCUACUCUUCACUGCUUCGUCAGCAUGGAGAGCGAGAAAUGAAACGGCAGGAAAUCAUCUGGGAGCUUUAUCGGUCGGAGUUGGACUUCGUUGAGAAGUUAGGUUCCGUGGUCAAGUUUUUCAUCCUCCCCCUUCGUAUCCAGAACAGUAAGACCUGGAUAUCCGGCGUUCCUCUCGAAAUCUCAAAGAUUUUUGACUGGCUGGAGGAUAUUGUGACUUUACAUACCCAGAUUCGGGAUACUUUGACUGGUAUCCAGGCAGCGAAGCGGCCGGUAGUAGACUUUGUGGCCGAGUCCCUCCAUGGGUUAGUGCACAAGCUGGAGAUCUACCAGCCGUACUUGGUCAAGAUUGACGGUGUCUCGGUGAUGCUGCAGCGACUCUUGAAUGACUUGACUAGUGACUUUGGGGAAUUCGUGACAAUCCAAGAGAACAAGAUAGGAGACGAAAAUCGCCGAUUGAAAAACGUUUUGCAGGAGCCUGCGAAAAGGCUUGAGCUCUAUCCUGAUAUCUUCAAAGUGCGUCUCCGUGAUUUUAGUUCCGUCUAUUUGCCUAUUUUGCAAUGGUCAGCAACUCCUGGAGGUUACACCCAUGUCCCAUCUUGACUAUUUCUCUACGCUGGUUCUCGUGCACUCUACAAACGCCGUCGUUAAAGCUCUUACCGAAGUCAAGGUCAGAGAGAACGAAUACGCAUACAUCAAGGAUCUCUCUGAACGGAUUUGUGGUUUACCUCACGGGAUUGGAAUACCACACCGGGAACGUCGUCUGCUUUGUCAAGGACAACUCAAUCUGGUUCAAAGCUCAACAUAUCGAUCUUCGCCUACGCUCGGAAGGCCUCCUUCUCGUGUGCUACCUUCUAGCCCAAACUCUGGUUCUACACGUACGAGUCGUCUUGCAAGUGCUAUACAAGAAUGGAACACUGAGAGAGCAAGAUUUGGGUCCAAAACCUCGAUUGAUACUACUUCAACUUAUACAGACAUUCCCAAGUCACCACUUUCUGAACAAUUCCCUUCAAGAGAUAGACCUCUUCAUCUUCAAGAGAGAUUAACACACAAAUCGAUGCCUCCCGGCACCAGUAUUCAAGCUUUCUUGUUCUCUGACUUGCUCGUUCUGACCCAGCCCAGAACUUGCCGUUCAUCAUCAAAGACUCGGGAAAGGCGUGAUUAUGGUAGGGAACGCUGGAACCUUCUUGAGGAUAUUGGGUUGAGUAGGGUUCUCGACGUGUUGGAACCGGGAGCUUCUGACGAACCUGAUAGUUUCACUCUCGAGAUUCUACCGAUAGGGAGUUCUGACUCGAAUAAACCGCACGUGCGAACAGUCUGCCUCGAUUUUCCUAAAGGUUCAGAAGUAGACGCGUCGACCGGACAAACUUGGAUACGCAGUUUACGCCAGUCGUCGAGAUUCAGUAUCCUUGCAAUGUCUGAUCCUGACAGAGGAGAGCGUUAUGUGAAAUCGCUUAACGAUACAUUGGAUAAAGAUUUGUUGCGUAUUCUGGACAACAUCACCGCCUCGGGCCUUCCUGUCCCGAAGAGCCCUUCAAUGCAGUUGGAUGAUGUGGAAAGUGACCUUGUGAAGUUGGAGCGAGAGGAGCGGGGUUGGUGGUCUAUGAGGUUCCGGCAGGUAUUGAAAGAGAUUCAGUUCGAAGAAAGAUACAGUCAUAGGAUGGUCGGAUAAUACAAGCAUAUAAAUGUUUAAAGUUACACUUACAACCCUUCAGACUUUCGAUGUCAUCCACUCGA
Molecule: messenger RNA, 4236 nt
Organism: Marasmius oreades (fairy-ring Marasmius)
Lineage: Eukaryota; Fungi; Basidiomycota; Agaricomycetes; Agaricales; Marasmiaceae
Exons: 4
Coding region: 73-3102 (1009 amino acids)
Biological process (GO): positive regulation of Rho protein signal transduction
Molecular function (GO): guanyl-nucleotide exchange factor activity
Source: RefSeq, a predicted model, not a curated record